AUGGCCGAUAAAGAGGGUAAAAAGCUUUCACGGAAAGAUUUGAAGAAAGCAAAAGCAAAAGCUGAUUAUGAGAAAGAAAUUCUCUCCAUGGGCGGUGUAGUCGAUAAUCUACCUGCAGUUCAAGAAAACGAACACGAAGGUGGAGGCAUUGGUUCCGGUGCCGAGCUCGGCGCUCAUUUCACAGUCUCUCAAGCUUCUAAAAAUGCGUCUCAACUAGCUCAAAUCGAAAACAGCAUGGAUAUUAAAGUAGAAAAUUUCGACAUUGCCGCGCAAGGGAAAUUAUUGUUUGACAAAGCCAAUUUAACGAUUGUUUAUGGCAGAAGAUAUGGACUUGUUGGUCCCAAUGGGAUGGGUAAAACUACCUUGCUCAAACAUAUUGCCGCUCGCAAACUCGCAAUUCCGUCUCAUAUCGAUUUGUUAUAUUGUGAACAAGAGAUUCAAGUGGAUAGUACCUCAGCUAUUGAUACCGUUGUUAGAGCCGACAAGAAACGAUUAGCUCUUAUUGAAGAGGAAACUAAGUUAACGGCAGAAUUGGAGGCUGGAAACACUGGUGUAACAGAGAGACUCAAAGAGGUGAAUGAUGAGCUUCGCGAUAUUGGUGCUGAUUCUGCUGAGCCAAGAGCCCGGCGAAUUCUUGCUGGUUUAGGAUUCACGAAGGAAAUGCAAGAAAAGCCCUGCACGGACUUCUCUGGAGGUUGGCGUAUGCGUAUUUCUCUCGCCCGUGCUCUUUUCUUGGAGCCAACGCUUCUUAUGCUUGAUGAACCGACAAAUCACUUGGAUCUUAAUGCAGUUAUCUGGCUUGAUAACUACCUUCAAUCUUGGAAAAAAACUCUUCUCAUCGUUUCCCACGACCAAGGAUUUUUGGAUAGCGUCUGUACUGAUAUUCUUCAUCUGGAUAAUAAGAAACUCUAUGAAUACCGAGGAAACUACACGUUGUUCAAAAAAAUGUAUGUGCAAAAAUUGCAAGUGCACAUCAAAGCUUUCGAACAGCAGCAGAAGCAACUGAAGGCCAUGAAGAAGGAAGGUAAGAGCAGUAAGCAAGCUGAAGAGCAAAUCAAGACGCAAAUUGCUAAUAAAGCAAAGAAGGGAGGCAAAAGCAAAGCUGGUUCAUCAUCAAUGGGCGACGACACCGAUGCUCCUCCGCCAGAGCUGCUGCAAAAAAUUAAAGAAUAUCAAGUGAAAUUCGUAUUUCCUGAAACUACAAAGCUUAAUCCGCCAGUUCUUGGACUCCAUGACGUCACAUUCGGUUACGGAAAUGAGAUUUUGUUCAAGAAUGUUGAUUUUGGAGUUGAUAUGGAUUCAAGAAUUGCGAUUGUUGGACCAAACGGUGUUGGAAAAUCGACAUUGUUGAAGUUGUUAAUAGGAAAAAUUGAGCCGACAUCGGGAGAGCUUCGUAAAAACCGUCUUGCAAAGAUUGGCUGGUUUGAUCAGCAUUCGAACGAAGCUUUGAAUGGAGAGCAAACCCCUGUCGAGUACCUUUGCACUAAAUUCAACAUUGAUUAUCAAGAAGCUCGCAAGCAACUUGGAACAACUGGUCUGGCUGGUCAUGCUCAUACAGUAAAAAUCAAGGAUCUCUCAGGAGGACAGAAAUCAAGAGUGGCGCUUUGCGAUUUAGCACUUGGACAUCCAGAUAUUAUCAUUUUGGAUGAGCCUACAAACAACCUCGAUAUUGAAUCAAUUGAUGCCCUAGCUCAAGCAAUCGAAGAAUUCGAAGGAGGUGUUGUGAUGGUUACUCACGAUGAGAGAUUGGUCCGAAAGACGAAUUGCUCCCUUUGGAUUGUUGAGAAUCAGGAUAUAUCCGAGAUUGAUGGCGACUUCGAUGAUUACAAGAAGGAAGUUCUUGAUGCACUUGACUUGAUCUUUAAAAAAAUGGAAGAAUUGGAUCAGAUUUCUCCUUUCAUUCUUCAUAGAGCUGAAAUUAAAGACGAUGAAAUUUAUUUUCUCAAUCGGGAAAGGUUAAAUAAUACCAUUACGGUAAUAUUUGAAAUCGAUCCAGAGCCGAGAAAGCAGUUUGCAACUAUUUACGCGAAAUUGGAAGACGAUACUCUAGUUAUGAGAAGAGACGAUUAUGAAAGGACAACUGAAAAGGAGCGUACAAUUCUUAAAAAUAUUAACUAUUUCGAAAAAGGAAUCGAAGUGUUCGAGAAUGCGUUGAAACGCUCGAAUUAUUGCGUGAAUUCCUGUACAAUUGAAAUGGAAAAUUGGGAUAUUACUAGAUCAUCGAUUAAAACAUUGAAAGGAUGCCACUCAUUCAGAAUUGCUUAUGGCAGUAUUGAGCAACUGAAGUAUGCUCUGAAUAUUCUGAAUGAUCAAGUUUCCGAUCUUCAAUUAGUCGAUAAUAAUAGAGAUGAACCAAAUGCGAUUACAAUUCCGGAAGACGUUCUUGCUCAUUCUCAGAUUCAAAAUGCAAAAUCCUUCUACUUCUGGGCUAAUUGCAACUUCACUGAAGAACACUUUUUGACGCUUUCAGCAAUGAAUUUCACGUUCACAUCGACGACAGUGAGCGAAGAAGUGCUAAACAAAUUUAUUAAGAGAUGGAUAAAUGGCCAAGGAGUUGAAGGCUUCCAACAUGUCAGGAUUUGGUCAACCCGAGAAUUCAAUGAGGACAAAGUGCUAGAAAAUAUCACUUUCCGUAGAUGGGAUCGUGCGUUUAGAGAAGAAACAGGAGGCUUUGACAGUGAUUUUGAUCGUGUGAUGAUGAGAUCAGCAAACUGUGUUCAAAUAAUGCAUUCCGAUCAAAAAACGUCGGCAACCAUGGGAAUAUCAUCAAGCGGAUUCUUAUUCGUCGUCACUGGAAAAUAUUUAGAUGAUUACAAUGUCUUCAGUUAUUCAAUUCCAAUGUAA
Molecule: messenger RNA, 2844 nt
Organism: Caenorhabditis bovis
Lineage: Eukaryota; Metazoa; Nematoda; Chromadorea; Rhabditida; Rhabditidae
Source: the annotation of a GenBank genome assembly